AUGGCUCCAAAAAAAUCCACAGCUCCUCCAACACCUGGUCCAUCUGCUUCCACCGCCAAAGAUCUCCGAGUCCUGACAGUUAACUUGUAUAACUGGUGCCGGGUGAACUAUGAUGAAGAGCAUAUUCUCUCCCAGCAAGAUCUGCUUGCAGGGGAUGUUAUUCCGAACAAAGACCCAAACUUACUCCUCGCUGCCACCCAGUCCUUGAUCAAUGAUCGUCUCUUUCGUACGCAUGAUCUUCGGUCAGGUGGGAUAGGAUGGAAAAUUGUAUCGCACGUCAGUGCCCAAAAGUAUAAAGACCUUUCCUCUGACGAGUCUCUUGUCUAUUCUGUUAUUGAGUCCCUUGGAAGAGCUGGAGCUUGGGUAAAAACCAUCAAGGGUAAAUUAAAUCUGCAUCAGAAAAAUGUCGAUCAAAGCAUCAAAACGCUCCUUCAGAGGGGGUACAUUAAGUCGAUGUCAACGGUUAAGUUUCCUCAACGCAAAAUGUACAUACUUGCAGGGCUACAACCGGGUGAAGAUGCCACAGGAGGUGCCUGGUUCACAGAUGGCGUGCUUGACCAUGAGCUCCUGGAGGAGCUUGCCCGAACACUGGAGAGGAGAAUUAGUGAUCUGAGCUGGAAUCAGAUCACCAAUCCGGCAGCGGAGUCUACGGGUUCGAAGCUAGGUGUUUCUCAGAAGCGCAAAAGGCCUGAUGAUGGAUUUGAUAGUACUACAAAGGACAAGGGAAAGGUUCGACGAAUGGAUACUGACAAUGCUGGUGACGAGUUGUCUGCCUCCAGCAGUGCGCAUGCAGACAUUCAACACAGGCCAACCUCGAAGAAGCAGCAUGUUAGUGUGACACUUCCUGAGAAGAUAUAUGUUCCAUACCCGGCUGGAUAUUCCAAAUACCCUACUCUCAAGUACCUGACGGAUUUUGUCAACGACAACAAAAUCCUUCAAUCCGGAAAAAUCACCGAGAGUAAUAUCUCGCAGCUGCUUGAAGUCAUGGUCUACGACGACAAUAUCACUAAAAUCAAGGCUACCCCUGAUGGGUCAGCUCCUACAAUGUACAAGGCACGGAAAAAUCCGACACAAAUCGUUGCGGACUGGGACCUCGCCGAACGGCUUCGUGACACGACAAGAGAAAAUGAUAGUGCAAUGCAGGUCGCUAGAGAACGGGAGCUGAGUAAGCUGGGGAGUGGUGGUAUGACAGAAAUACCCUGUGGUAGAUGUCCAGUCUUCGACAUGUGCGAAGUUGGAGGACCUGUCAAUCCUGAUAAUUGCGAAUACUUCGAAGAAUGGUUCUUGAAGAUUGAGAGUACACGGAUAGAUCAGGAGCAUAGUCUGGUCUGGUGA
Molecule: messenger RNA, 1335 nt
Organism: Endocarpon pusillum Z07020
Lineage: Eukaryota; Fungi; Ascomycota; Eurotiomycetes; Verrucariales; Verrucariaceae
Exons: 2
Coding region: 1-1335 (444 amino acids)
Biological process (GO): transcription by RNA polymerase III
Cellular component (GO): RNA polymerase III complex
Source: RefSeq, a predicted model, not a curated record